AUGCAACUUGAUGGGUAUAAUGAGGAAUUGCAACUAAAAUUUGAAUUUCAUGAUUGGCAACACUAUUCUCUUAAUUCAAUGUUCCAUAGAAGAAGGGAGAUAGAUUUGGAUGAACAGAGAAUGCGUGACCAGAAGAAGCGAGAUAUUUGCAAAGAGCAAG
Molecule: messenger RNA, 160 nt
Organism: Funneliformis geosporum
Lineage: Eukaryota; Fungi; Glomeromycota; Glomeromycetes; Glomerales; Glomeraceae
Source: the annotation of a GenBank genome assembly